UCGCGUUUGGUGCGCACGUGUAAACGAAACAGUAGUGCUAAAGGGGGAGACCCAAGAAGCAAUAAAGUAAAGCAACAUCGAAAAAAAUAGUAUAUAAUGUACAGUGGCGUGGCUGACAAAUACAAAAAACACAAUUGAAAUUAAUUUACGCGCCGCUGCCCAUCUGCAUAAGUUCAAUGAAGGAGGCAAAAGAAGAGUAAAACAAAGCCUCGCAAACAUACAUACAGCGAGUCGGUCGUCGUCCCUCUCGUUUCCACCCAAGUGAAUGUCAGUCCGAAAAGGAAGAAAGUGCAACAAAAAAUCGAAUUCAAUUACACAAAAAUAAAACCAAGCCGCAAAUGAUAUAAAGAGAAUCCAAAAACAGUCGCGUGUUUGUGCAAGUCAAAGAAAAACGUUUUUUUGGUCUCAAGUUUUCUUAUAUUUUCCCAGUGGAUGUGUUUUCAUUCAUGAAUUGCGUUCUGUGUAGAUGCUUUUCAACUUGUCAAUUGCUACGUCGCAUUGCCUUGGUCCAUAUGCGCACUCGUAUUCUCCGUCUCAAAGAGAAGAAUAUUAUUAGUAACUAUAGCAACGGCAUUAGUCACAAGAAGAAGAAAUUUUCAACAACAAAGACCAGCUAAAGCAUUGAAUCGAAACGAAACGAAAGAAAGAAGAAAGAGCGGGAGCGCAGUCAACAGAGCUUUAGACCCUCUCCCGGAGCAACACAUAAAUAUGACACUCUUGCCAGACAUCAAACCCUCAGAUGCCGCCUGCUGUGGUGGUGGGGCUGGCAGUGAUGCCAGCAGCACCUCCGGUGCCAGCACACACAAGGCGCACCUACAAGGCAAACACCACGACAGUGGCUGCCUGGGCAUCAAUUGUUGCACCACAGCCGCCAGUUCAGAGCUAUCCAUCGAUGAGACAUCGUCCACAUCAUCCAGGGGAUCGGAUGCCCUGGCAGAGAAGGUGAACAACAAUUUGAAUGUGUUCCAGAGGCCCAACUUUCAUGAGGGCAUGACGCAUGCCAAUUUCGAUCAUUGCGAGCCAGUCGAUAUUGAGUUUUCCGAAGUGCGAUAUCAAGUGAAAAAGUUUUCAUUUCCAGAAAGAAAAUUUGUCGCUAAGGAAAUUCUUCAUGGUCUGAAUGGCAGCUUUCGUUCGGGAGAAUUGACAGCCAUCAUGGGUCCCUCGGGGGCGGGCAAGAGCACUCUGUUGAAUGUCAUGUCUGGCUUCUGUGCCACUGGGGUGUCUGGCAAUAUACGAGUGAAUGGCAAGCCCAUGGCUCCCAGUUCCGAGAGAUUCCGUCAAUUGUUGUGCUACAUCCAUCAGGAUGAUUUGUUGCGUCCCCAGUUAAUGGUUGGCGAAAUAAUGCUUCUGGCUGCACAUCUUAAACUUGGUUUUAAGGUUAGCAAGGCCUACAAAUUGGAUUUGAUUAAACACAUCUUAUCGCUGUUGGGUCUGGAACAUCGUUAUAAUGUGCAUACGGCAAAGCUUUCGGGUGGACAGAAGAAACGUCUCGCCAUUGCCCUGGAGCUGAUAAGUAAUCCUCCAGUACUCUAUCUGGAUGAGCCAACGACUGGUCUAGACAGCUCGUCGUGCAGUUCUUGCGUGGCGCUGCUGAAGAAACUCGCCUCCCAGGGCCACACCAUUGUUUGCACCAUUCAUCAGCCCAGUGCUUUGAUCUUUGAGAUGUUUGACAAACUCUAUACGGUGGUCGAUGGCCACUGCAUGUACCAGGGCCCAGUGCGAGAGCUGGUGCCGUUCCUUGCCGAACAGCAGCUCGUCUGUCCCAGCUAUCACAAUCCAGCUGAUUAUCUGCUGGAGGUGGCCGUCGGCGAGCAUCAACGUGAUCUGAAUGAAUUGAUUCAUGCGGCGAAUAAAAAGUAUUACGAGGAUGUUGAUCGAUAUCGUUAUAUGAGCAGUACGGAUGUCUCACGGCUCAUGGCAACAAUAAAAGACAACAUUGGAGCCAAAGAGUUGAGCACUUCGAGUCAAAUGCUGCCAACAGUUGCGCUGGCGCAAUUCUCCAGCUACGAUUAUGUGAAACCGGCACAGCAGGAACUGGCGCUGGAGGAGAUCAAGGCACUAAGUGGCUCCACGGAGCUGGAGUUGGUGGAUCAAGAGCAAUCAGAGAAUCAGCAACAGCAGCAGCUGCCACUAGCCAAUGUCAAAGCGACCGUCAAAGAGCUUGCCAAGCCGUCGAAUGCCACCAGCUCGGCCUCGUUCCUCAUGCAAUAUGUGCUCCUGAUGCAACGCAUCAUGAUCUGUGCCCGUCGCAACUACUUUCUGCUGCUGGCCCGAAUCUUUUCGCACAUUUUCAUUGGCGUUGUGUUUGGCUAUCUCUACCUGAAUGUGGGCAACAAUGCACAGAGCGUGCUGGGCAAUUACGUCUAUCUGUACGGCUCGACACUGCUCUUGGUCUACACUGGCAAAAUGGCUGUGGUCUUGACAUUUCCGCUGGAAAUUGACAUGCUGACAAGGGAGCACUUUAAUCGCUGGUAUAAACUCGGGCCGUACUUCCUAUCGCUGAUCUCCUUCGAGAUACCCUUUCAGAGCCUCUGCACCGCCCUGUACAUCAUCAUCAGUGUACAUUUGACGGGCAAUGAUAGCGUCGAGUCUUUUCGCAUUUAUUACUUUAUGCUGCUGGGAAUUAUGGCUUCGUUGAGUGCCCAGGCCUGGGGCUUCUUCGUGGGAGCCACACUGCCAACAAAGCUUGCCGUGUUUCUGGGACCCAUACUGGCGGUGAUGUUCUCCGUUUUUGGCUUCUGUACGCGAUACAUUGACAUUACACCGCUGUUCCGUUGGAUGUGGCAUUUGAGUUAUUUCCGGGCUGGAUUCCAUGGUGCACUGAAUGCCAUCUAUGGCAUGGAUCGCGCUUUCCUAGAGUGCCCAGAGAAUACGAUGUACUGUCAUUUCAGGAGUCCAAAAGUGUUUCUUAAGUACAUGAUGAUCUCGGAUGUGCACAUGUCCGACUGUCUGCUGCUGAUGGGCAUCGUCAUCGGUGUGAUGCAUGUCCUGACCAUCCUCACGCUCUGGCACAAGCUGAACAAACGAUAG
Messenger RNA from Drosophila guanche, 3030 nucleotides. Its product is annotated as ATP-binding cassette sub-family G member 4. Gene Ontology annotation, cellular component: plasma membrane. The transcript has 12 exons. The record is from RefSeq and is a predicted model, not a curated record. Lineage: Eukaryota; Metazoa; Arthropoda; Insecta; Diptera; Drosophilidae. Gene Ontology annotation, molecular function: ABC-type transporter activity; ATP binding; ATP hydrolysis activity. Bases 709 to 3030 code for a protein of 773 amino acids.